AUGGUACCAAGACCCCUUGGCACUAGCGUCUCUUCUUCUCGAGCCAUCUACUCCGUAUUCGCCAUCGUACAAGGCCUUUGGAAGAGCUACAAUGCAGACCCCCACUACCACACCUUCCAAAAGCGAAAGAUCUCUGGAGUGGAGUCGAUAGUCUUCCCAAUCCUCAUCCCGGUCUUGGUCUUGCUUUCUGGACUGUUUGCAGGCCUCACGCUUGGCUACUUGAGCUUGGAUGAGACUCAGUUAAAUGUAUUGAGUAUGAGUGGGACGCCAAAGCAGCGGGAAUACGCCAACAAGAUCAAGCCUGUCCGGAAGAAUGGACAUCUGCUUCUGGUGACGCUUCUUCUAGCCAACAUGAUCACGAAUGAGACGCUGCCGGUGAUAGCAGACCCCGUGCUCGGCGGCGGCGUCCAGAGUGUUGUCGUCAGUACGACGCUGAUUGUAAUAUUCGCUGAAAUCAUUCCUCAAUCUUUAUUUACGCGCUAUGGGUUGUACCUCGGCGCCAAGUUCGCCACAUUGACGAAAUGCUUGAUAUAUGCGCUCGGAAUCAUAUCGUGGCCGACAGCUAAACUUCUUGAGUUUGUCCUUGGAUCACACCACGGAAUUAUCUAUAGGCGUGCAGAGCUGAAGGAGCUCAUCAACAUGCACGCAGAAAUGAUGCAUCAUGGGGGUGACCUAGCAAGUGACACGGUCACUAUCAUUGGGGCAACACUCGAUCUUCAAGAGAAGGUCGUGCGGCAGGCCAUGACACCCAUCGCUGAUGUCUUCAUGUUGUCAAUUGAUGCUAAACUGGAUUACGACACGCUGAAGAAGAUUACUGCCACGGGACACAGUCGCGUACCCGUCUACGAGGAAAUUGCGCUCCCUCCUACUGGUGAUGCCGAGUCUAGCAAAUGGAUUGCAGAGAAGCCUCGUAUGGUCAAGCGAAUCAUUGGUGUAUUUCUUGUCAAACACUGUGUCUUGCUUGAUCCCAAAGAGGCGGUUCCACUUCGCAAGAUGCCGUUGAACAAGAUCCCCAGUGUACCUCAGAACGAAUCCCUCUUGGGCAUCCUCGACAAAUUCCAAGAGGGUCGUUCGCACAUUGCAGUUGUCAGCCGCCAAAGCGUCGAGAAGGCCCGAAGUGUCCAGGAAGCCGCGGACGUUGUAAAGAGGAGUUUGAGGCAGAGGUUAAAGGAAACAGUUGGCAUGACCGACAGCGAUAGCGAUUCGAAUGAAAGCCAGGAGGGCGAAGAGAAGGAGAAGAAGAGCAAACGUUCGCGUCGUAAGAAGGAUGAUAUUGAGUCUGGAGUGUCUACCCUUGGAAGCCGUUCGCCGAAGAAGCCUACCAUGAAUCUAGAGCAAAGUAUGCCAGAUGAUGCUGUCCUUGGUGAAGAAGGCGCGAAAGAGUUUCUUCAAGUUCUAGAUCCUAACAUCAUGCCCCUUGGGAUCAUCACGCUUGAGGAUGUACUUGAAGAACUUAUAGGAGAGGAAAUAUAUGAUGAGUUUGACGCGGAGGGCGCUCACGGCGAACCACUGCGUGCUCCGCUCGAGAUUUCUCCUGCAGGCGAGGACGUGAAACCCAUUGAGACACGACCUGCUGGGCCGCGCCGCUACCGGAAGUUCAAGAUGCAUAGAUCGCGCAGUGCGCCAUCCUCCCCUCGCCCAGCCAAGAUCACCUUGGAAGCGGAAUCGCCCAGCGAUGCGGUUUUGCAGGACCCUAGACGUGCCAAACGUGGUAGUUUCGAUCAACGUCAAGUGCUUUCUGCUUUGGACGUGCCAGAGCGCUCUGCACUAGGCCUCACUACGCCGCAUCGUUCCAAUUCAGCCGCAGUUGCCAGCAUUCUACUCGAUCGUAAACGAAGUGCGGCGGCUACACCUGCUCGCAAGGUUCAGACGGAGCCAGGAUUAAGUGUCAGGAUUGCCGGAGUGAGUUCGAAACCGAGCAGCUUCAAGAGCAGUCCCAUUCCGUCGGUCCUUGAGUUGGGGGACGACCUUCCUAGCGCAGAUCAAACAGAGUCAAAAGCGAAGGCGACAGAUAGCGACGAGGAGUAA
Messenger RNA from Pleurotus ostreatus (oyster mushroom), 2028 nucleotides. RefSeq lists its product as uncharacterized. Lineage: Eukaryota; Fungi; Basidiomycota; Agaricomycetes; Agaricales; Pleurotaceae. Gene Ontology annotation, cellular component: intracellular membrane-bounded organelle. Bases 1 to 2028 code for a protein of 675 amino acids. The transcript has 9 exons. Gene Ontology annotation, biological process: magnesium ion homeostasis. The record is from RefSeq and is a predicted model, not a curated record.